GACCGUCAAUAAUUUAAAUUUACCUUUUUUAAAACUAUAACGAUUUAUUUUGUUGAAUUGAGUUCAUGAAUAAAUUAAUGUACUGCAUCAAAAUGUUAACUUAUAAUUUAAGCAGUUUCGAUAAGUGUUGACAAACAGCUGUUGCUGCUAAAACGCAUUUAUCCAACUUUUUGCAUGGCCUUAGCAAUUGUUUAAUUUUAAAAUAUAACUAAUUAGUGCUCUUAUAGCACUUUGUGUAGUCACAAUUAGACGGCGACAACAAAAUAUUUACAAAAAUUACGUUUUUGAUACCGGCUUAAAACUUAAUAAAACAACGCCUUGAUUAAAAAAAAACGUUUGUCGAGUGUUUUUCAGUCUAAGAUAACAUAACAUUGUUGCUCGCUGUUGUUAACAGUCUGCAAAAUGUGAAGUUAACAGACAAACGCAAAAACAGCAAUUUGGCAAAAAACAAAACAAAAAUAUUGCAAAUAAAUACGAAAUAUUAUUGUCAAAGAGGAUUUUAUUGCUAAAUAGACGAACAAACAGCCAACUAAGAUGGAAACAACAAUGGAGACGUGCUUGUAGGGCCGAUCGAAAUUUAUUUCACAUACGCAGUUUCCAUGAUAGACACCAAAAUUUGGCCAGAGCGUCAUGGGCUGCAUAACGAGCACCAAUAAGCUAAACGAGCUGCGACAGGAGAAUGUGUUCCGCGUACGUGUCGCCCACUUGCAGCCCAGUGGACCCGAGGCGCCCAUCAUACGCAGCGGCUACUUGGAAUUAACGCCACGCGAGCUAAUUUUUCUGACGCCCGGCUGCGAACCGAUUGUGUGGGCACUGCAGCAUCUGCGACGCUAUGGCCUGAACGGGGAUCUGUUCUCGUUUGAGGCGGGCAGACGUUGCAUGUCCGGUCCGGGCAUCUACACCUUUCGCAUCCACAAUGCCGAGCAACUUUAUCCGAUGUUCCAGCGUUACAUCAACGCUGUCAAUACGGAUGCCUUUGCCCAGGUCGAGAGGGAACGGGAACGUGUAAAUUCCACGCAUUCGGUAUCGGUGCUGAUGGGACGCAGUGAUCUCCAGCCGCACAGCAACAACUACUUGGAACCGGCACCGUUGUUGGCCCGGAAUGCUCUGCAAUCCUCCUCCCAGCAGCAGCAGCAGCUAUCGCAGCACCAGCUGCUCCAGCAGCCAAAUGAUAUGCUGGUGGCUGCCAGCGAUUCACCUGACUCUUUGCCAAAUCUGCAGCUGAUGGGAUCAGCGGAUGCGGGCGUCGAUGGCGAUGUGGGCGCACUGCAAUCGCCAAUUACGCCAGGCGCCUACAUCAGCACCAGCACAAAUCUGUACUUCGAUCAGCCGUUGCACCGAUUGCUUCUCGAGCAGCAGAGCAGCAGCAAUUCGCCGACAGAUGGCACGUCCACUGGAACCAAUUUGGUGGAUAUGCCGCCACAGGAAUCGGCACCGAUGAUACUCAAUGAUGCGUUGCGUCUGUAUGCCAAUGUGGAUCGUUUGCUUUGCGAUGAGCGUUGCUAUGAGAAUAUCAAUCGUUUGGAUUUGCCACUGCUGCCUCGCGAUAGCUCUCAACAAUCGAUGGCAUCCACAGCACAACAGCAACAGCAACAAACCCAACAACAAUCGCAAGCACAACAACAGCAGCAGGCACAACAACAACAACCAGUGACGCCAACGAGCCUAACUGGUGUCAACUACAUCGUGCUCGACUUGGAUCAGCCACGCAGUCCCGCGCAGUGUUCGCCCAAUGGCUUUGGCAGCGGUCAAUCUUUGAUUGCCGCCGCGCCCGUUACACCGGAUGGGCUUAAGGCGAGCACAGAUGCUACAACGGCAGCGACGAUAUCGACGCUGAAGCGUAGUCCCAAAGCAACAGCAACUGCCACAACGGGUGCAACAGCAACAACUGCGGCAGCGGAUAAGGUCGCUGGCUACUCGACAAUUGAUUUUAUACGCACGUACGCCUUGAACAAGUCAUCGACGGCAACGGGACACGACGGCGAACUGGCGGCUGCGAUGGGACAACACAUGCAGGAUCAUCCGCACGAGGAGGGAGAGUUGCGGAUAACGCGGCACAGCAAGGGUAUGCGAAAGGCCUACUCAAUCAGCGAGUAACGAGUAAUGAAUAGAACAUAGAUCGUCUUCUACUCGCUAAUAGUUGAGUCAAGUAACGAGUAGCACAAGCAGAGGCGAGUAACGAGUUGCACAAGCAGAGGCGAGUAACGAGUUGCACAAGCAGAGGCGAGUAGCGAGUAGCAAGGGGAACAUCUUUUACUCGUCAGCAAGCGUCUAAAUAUUGCGCAAAUGAAUUAAGAAACAAGUGGCAUAAGCACAGGCGAGUAACGAAUAGAAAAUUUAGCUUCUUCUAGUCGCUAGCAAGCGCCCAACGAUUGAUUCAGAUGAGUCAAAUAACGAGUAGCAUAAGCAGAGGCAAGUCACGAGUAGCAAGAGCAUAGACGAGUAACGAAUAAUAAAUUGAAAGUCUUCUACUCGCCAGCAAGCGCCUAUCAAUUGAGUCGAGUAACGAGUGGCAUUAUCAGAUGCGAGAAACUAGUCAUUUACUCAAUAGCAAACGAACCGCUAUGCGAAAGAUGGGUCAAAUAACGAAUAGCAUAAGCAGGGCCGAAUAACGAGUAGAAAAUAAAGCGUCUUCUACUCGUCAACAAGCGCUUAGAGUCAAGUAAUGAGUAGCACAAACAGAUGCGAGUAGCGAAUAGAAAAUAAAGCGUCUUCUACUCGUCAGCAAGCGCCUAGGGGCAAGCAACGAGUAGCACAAGCAGAAGCGAGUAACAAGUAGCAGAUAGAGCGUCUUCUACUCGCCAGCAAGCUCUCAACUAUUGGGCAGAUGAUCAAGUAACGAGUAGUUGAAGCAGCACAACGAAUUUACCAAAAAAAAAAAAAAAAAAAGACGGGUUAAAGUUACGACUCGUUCUAUAUUUUACUAUAAGGUUUAUAAUUGCUUGCUUGCGUCGUGGGUAACCAAUUGAAGAAUCAACCUCAAAUUCUUUGCCCGGAACGCAAUCAGGAGACCCAACAAAAAAAUCCCAGUCACAAAUCAGGUUGUUUCAAUGCAUGUACUUACAUAUACAUAAAUACAUACAUUUAAUUGUGCACAUA
This is a messenger RNA of Drosophila grimshawi, 3099 nucleotides long. RefSeq names its product homeobox protein 5. Bases 631 to 2097 code for a protein of 488 amino acids. Gene Ontology annotation, cellular component: cytoplasm. The record is from RefSeq and is a predicted model, not a curated record. Gene Ontology annotation, biological process: cell surface receptor protein tyrosine kinase signaling pathway. The transcript is spliced from 2 exons. Lineage: Eukaryota; Metazoa; Arthropoda; Insecta; Diptera; Drosophilidae.